Clupea harengus (Atlantic herring) is the source of this 524-nucleotide messenger RNA. Its product is annotated as stonustoxin subunit beta-like. The transcript has 2 exons. The record is from RefSeq and is a predicted model, not a curated record. Lineage: Eukaryota; Metazoa; Chordata; Actinopteri; Clupeiformes; Clupeidae. The annotation marks the transcript as partial.
GUGAGCUCACACUGGACCCAAACACAGCAGGCAGAGAUCUCUCUCUCUCUGAGGGGAACAGAAAGGUGACACGUGUGAGUGAGGAUCAGCCGUAUCCUGACCACCCAGAGAGAUUUGACUGCUGGCCUCAUGUGUUGUGUAGAGAGGGUCAGUCUGGACGCUGCUACUGGGAGUCUGAGUGGAGUGGUAGUGGGGAUGAUAUAGCAGUGGCGUAUAAAAGCAUCCAGAGGAAAGGGAGUAGUAAUGACAUCAUACUGGGACGUAAUGACAAGUCCUGGAGUCUGGAAUGCUAUCCUCACAUUUACUCUGCCAGGCACAAUAAUAAACACACUGUCAUACCUGCCCCCUCCUCCCGCUCCAGCAGAGUAGGAGUGUACCUGGACUGGCCAGCUGGCACUCUGUCCUUCUACAGCGUCUCCUCUGACACACUCACCCACCUGCACACGUUCCACUCCACAUUCACUGAGCCCCUCUAUCCUGGGUUUUUGGCUCAUAAUUUGGACUCCUCAACCCUCAGCACUUAA